GUGGGCGGCCCCCCACUCUGACUCUGUCUGUCGUUGUCGCGCGCUUUGUAAUAAUAAAAUUAUCAAGAAAGUGUUUUAUUUAUUUUAAUACAGCUUUGCUUUGAUUGUAACCGUUCCAAUAAAUGAUUAUCACAAUGUUCUCUUGUAAGAAACUUUCUACGCAAUACAAUACUUUGAAUAAAGUUUUAAGAUUUUAUUGUAAAAGUGCGUCACAUAAUUUAAUGUAUAAUGGGAAGAAGGAUAGGUUCAAUGGCAUCACUGUCGACUUACAGGAAGAGGGAUGCGAUAGUAAUUUUACUAAGAAACUUAAAGAUUCACUAGAUAAAUGGACAGCGGAAGGCAGGAGAUGUAUAUGGUUUAAAGUGAACAUAAGAAACUCCAAUUGUGUUCCAAUAUUAGCACAAAAAGGUUUUAAUUUUCAUCAUGCCAGAGAUGAUUUCCUCAUGAUGUACAAAUGGCUGCCCAAGGAUUCAGAGCCAAACUUACCGCCAGCUUCUCACACAAAUUUGGGUGUUGGUGCCAUGGUGUUCAAUAAGAAAGAUCAACUUUUAGCAAUAUCUGAAAAACAUUAUGAAUACCCUCAUUGGAAACUCCCUGGUGGAUAUGUGGAGAAAGGAGAAGAUUUAAUUGAUGCUGCUAUUAGAGAAGUAAAAGAAGAAACAGGUGUGGAUGCUGUAUUCCAGUCAUUAAUUACUUUCAGGCACACCCACAAAAUGAUGUAUGAUAAUUCUGACAUAUACGUGUUACUAAUGAUGUUGGCACUCACAGACAAUAUAUCCAUAUCUGAUAGAGAAGUCAAAGCCUGUAAAUGGAUGGAUGUCCAGGAAUAUACUAACCACCCCCAUGUACAUGAACUGAAUAAGUUAUUUGUACAAAAAGCUCUAGAAUAUAAAAAUACAAAACUAAAAUUAGAUUUAAAAAAGAAGAAAAUAAAUUGGGCCACAAUAUCAAGAGAAAUGAAUUAUUUAGUAUUAGAAGAUGCAAACUAUGAAAAAUAGUUAAAUGUAUUAUUUACUAUAAAUAAAUUGUUAUUAAAUCGGAAUUGUUGUAAAUAAGGGUUUUAUAAUAUUUUUUAUUUCUACAUAAUAUAUUUAUUUUAUGUAUAAAGGAGGUGAGAAAUGGAUUUAUGACUUGUCUUACUUUUUAGAAAAACUUGUUUUGACUUUUUGAGUAGGGUUAUAGCUACCUACUUGCCUGAAUGUUAAUAG
This is a messenger RNA of Ostrinia furnacalis (Asian corn borer), 1208 nucleotides long. Its product is annotated as nudix hydrolase 2. Bases 123 to 998 code for a protein of 291 amino acids. NCBI's taxonomy places the organism in Eukaryota, Metazoa, Arthropoda, Insecta, Lepidoptera, Crambidae. The record is from RefSeq and is a predicted model, not a curated record. The transcript has 6 exons. Gene Ontology annotation, molecular function: NADH pyrophosphatase activity; NAD binding; ADP-ribose diphosphatase activity.